Exophiala bonariae is the source of this 696-nucleotide messenger RNA. RefSeq lists its product as uncharacterized. The coding region runs from base 1 to 696 and encodes 231 amino acids. Gene Ontology annotation, molecular function: amino-acid racemase activity. The transcript has a single exon. The record is from RefSeq and is a predicted model, not a curated record. Lineage: Eukaryota; Fungi; Ascomycota; Eurotiomycetes; Chaetothyriales; Herpotrichiellaceae.
AUGACCAAGACAGUGGGCCUCAUUGGCGGGUUCUCCUGGCAGUCCACCGCCGUCUACUACAAAGAGAUCAAUGAGCAUGUAAAUGCAAGGCGGGGCGGCAUCCAUUCCGCCAAUCUCCUGAUCAGAUCCAUCGACUAUGCAGAGCUUGCCGCAAUGGUCGAUCGCAAGGACUACGAUGGUAUGACCAAGAUGCUCUGCCAGUACGGACAGGAGUUAAAGAGCGCGAAUGCACAAGCCCUUGUUCUAUGCGCCAACGUUGCGCAUAAAGCUGCUCAAUCUCUGGAGCAGUCGUCCAGCCUACCUGUUCUACACAUUGUGGAUUUCACGGCACAAAAGAUCAACGCGUGUGGAUUCAAGAAGGUCGGGCUAUUGGCAACCCGAGCAGUGAUGGAGGAGGACUUUUACAAGGCUCGGCUUCAAGAGUUCGGCUUAGAGAUCGCCGUCCCGGGCGAAGAAUUUAGAUCUACGGCUGACAACGACAUCUUUGUGGAAAUGAGUAAAGAGAUCAUCCCUGACGAUGUCAAGUCUCGAUGGCACAAGGCCUACAAACUGCUCGUGCAAGAACAAGGAGUUGACUGCGUGAUUUUGGCGUGCACGGAGCUGCGACUUGUCUUCACUCCCACAGAUCUGUCAAACCCAACCUUCGAGACCACGACGAUACACGCUGAAGGGAUUGCGGAAUGGGCGUUGGCUUAG